GUUUUCUUCCUUUGAAGCGCAACUGUGUUCGACCUGCAAGCAGUUACACUGGUACUCUCGACGCAGCACAAGAGUAGCCAUAGCCAUUAAGAAUGGCUACCGCCCAUCACCAAACCACAGGCGCAUCGCCCACCACCAAGGAUGUCGUCGAUGUCGAAAAACAACCUGGCUACGACCACGAGACUUCCAAUGACGCCGAGUUUCACCGUGGCAGCGUCACACCCGCCUACGAAAUCGCCCAAGCUCGCAAUAUCCAGAACUCCAUCGCGCCGCUUCGCUUCUUGAGCAAAGGCGAGUUGUGGCUGGAUCAAAAGAUGGGCAUCGAGACCCAGGGUAUCGAUCGAAUCCCUGAAGAGAUGAAGCGCCCUCCCUCUCUGUGGAACACCUUCUUCAUGUGGUUUUCCAUGACCUGCCACGUCGGCACUCUCCCCUUGGGAGUUCUCGGUCCCGAGUUCGGAUUGAACUUGAAUCAAAGUGUCUCUGCCAUCGUUGUCGGUACCUUCCUCGGUGCACUUUGCACGGCGUACACCGGCACCCUAGGUCCAAAGACUGGCUUGCGACAAAUUGCGACUUCACGAUACUCUUUCGGUUUCUGGGGCGCCAAGCUCUGCAGUGUUCUCAAUGUCAUUGUUGGUGGCGGUUUCGCUGUCGUCAAUGUGGUCAUUACAGGACAAAUGCUGUCUGCCGUUUCGGAUUAUACCAUGACGAUCGCUGUCGGUUGCGUUAUUGUGGCCGUCGUCUCUUAUGUUGUCUCUGUGUUUGGCUUUGCGAUGAUCCAUACCUUUGAAAAGUACAGCUGGAUUGUCGGCGCCAUCCUCCUCUGCGUCUUGAUUGGUCAAGCGGCACCUCAUGUUGGACCUUCAGCACCUGGAUAUGGCUCCCUGAGGGAACUCGGCCAGGCUGGCGGGUGGCUCAGUUUCAUGGCCGUCUGCUUCUCUAGCUCCUCGGGCUGGUGCAGUAUCGCUGCUGACUACUAUUGCAACUAUCCUGCCAACACAAAGACCUGGAAGGUCUUCUUCAUGACUCUAUGGGGUAUCAUGAUACCCACGACCUUUGUCACCGUCAUUGGCGCCUGCAUUGGCAAUGCUGCCUUGCUGAAUGCUUACCCACCCUACGCAGACGCUUAUGAAGACCACGGUCUUGGUGGUCUGCUCAGAGAGAUCUACCAUCCCAGCGGCUGGGCCAAAUUCUGCCUUGUUAUUCUCACCUUCAGCGUCUUGGGUAACAACAUCGCCAUCAACUAUUCCUCCGGUCUUUCGCUGCAGCUCCUUGGUCACUGGUUCCACGCUGUUCCCCGCUUUAUCUGGUCCUUCUUGGUUGCCCUGGUGGUCGCCGUCCUUGCCAUUGCUGGGAAAGACCAUCUCUCGGCCAUUGUCUCGGAUUUCGUGUCCUUGCUCGGUUACUGGACGAUCUCAUUUACUCUGAUCCUUCUGAUUGAAGAUCAGUGGUUCCGCAAACGAUCAGGGGAGGGAUAUAAUCUUGAGGCAUGGGACCAGCCCUCAAAGCUGCCCUUAGGCAUAGCAGCCGUCCUGGCGCUGCUUGCAGGUUAUCUCGCUGGUGGUGUCACUGGUAUGGCUCAAGUUUGGUAUGUCGGACCUAUCGCUCGCUACUUUGGACCUUAUGGCGGUGAUGUUGGUAUCUAUCUGUCUGGUGCUAUCACUCUUCUUGUCUACCCACCACUCAGAUAUCUUGAGAGGAAGAAGACGGGAAGGUAAACGGUGUGUAAAGUAUGAUGAGACUGGAGUUUUGAGUCAGAUUUCGAUAUGUACCUAUCAGAUAUGUGUUCUAUGUACUCAGUACAAAAGUAGUGCGUGAAGUAUACCCCGGCAAAAGCCAGUCUUUUACUUGUCAAAAUCCUGGUCCUUUCUCUAUAAAUUACCUCUCUCGUUCGACCUGAAUUAUUGUUCGCUACUUGCAUUCCACUGCCUAGCAAGGUACUGUGUCCCACCUUGCACGGCUGGAGUUACGGCUUCAUCUCGGUUCACUGCCCACGUGGCGCACCCCCUGCCACCAAACCGAGAAGCUGCGUAGUCUUAGGCAGGUCAACUCAGCCAGUGCCUGCAAAAAUCUCUUGGACGCCUCCCCGAGGAUCGAAUAUUAGCACGGUCCAAUGACCAGCAUAACCAAUUCCUGCUUAUCAGCCAAGUCUUUC
Exophiala viscosa is the source of this 2152-nucleotide messenger RNA. Its product is annotated as permease for cytosine/purines, uracil, thiamine, allantoin-domain-containing protein. Gene Ontology annotation, biological process: transmembrane transport. NCBI's taxonomy places the organism in Eukaryota, Fungi, Ascomycota, Eurotiomycetes, Chaetothyriales, Herpotrichiellaceae. The coding region runs from base 93 to 1715 and encodes 540 amino acids. Gene Ontology annotation, molecular function: transmembrane transporter activity. Gene Ontology annotation, cellular component: fungal-type vacuole membrane; plasma membrane. The record is from RefSeq and is a predicted model, not a curated record. The transcript has 2 exons.